Drosophila biarmipes is the source of this 1077-nucleotide messenger RNA. RefSeq names its product mucin-2. The transcript has 2 exons. The record is from RefSeq and is a predicted model, not a curated record. Bases 1 to 1077 code for a protein of 358 amino acids. NCBI's taxonomy places the organism in Eukaryota, Metazoa, Arthropoda, Insecta, Diptera, Drosophilidae.
AUGCAACUGCUUAGAAGCUUGGUUAUCUGGGUCUUGCUAGUCGCAGCUGGACCUAAAUGGGUAAUUUCGUUAACAGGCUAUCAGGUCCAAGUCCGAGUACCCGUGUGGGACGCUGGAGGCCUCAUCAAACGAGUUACUAGUUUCUCCAAGGGUCAUGUUAGUAAUCAAAAAAAGAAAGAUCGACCCAACUAUGAAGAGUUGUGGCCUCCUUAUUAUGGAUACUACGAUCCUUCUGCGAUAUUUUAUCCUCCUCCUCCGUUCUAUCCAUACCCACCUUAUGUGCCACCAAUAAGUCUCCCGUGGCCAACAUCUAAACCAACGGAGCCAACAACUGAACCAACAACUGAGCCAACAACUGAGCCACCAACCGAGCCACCAACUAAGAGACCAACUAAAGGUCCAACUAAAGGUCCAACUAAAGGACCAACUAAAGGUCCAACUAAAGGUCCAACUAAAGGACCAACUAAGGGACCAACAAAACGACCAACAAAAGGUCCAACUAAGACACCCACUAAAGGACCAACUAAGGGUCCCACGAAAGGACCAACGAAAGAUGCAACUACUGAAACAACAACUGAGGUAACAACGGAGACAACAACGGAUGCAACAACGGAGACAACAACAGAGACAACAACGGAUGCAACCACGGAGACAACAACGGAUGCAACAACGGAGACAACAACGGAGACAACAACGGAGACAACAACGGAUGCAACAACUGAGUCAACGACGGAUGAUACAACGGAAGCAACAACAACUCGACCAGAACGCGAUCUUUGCUCAGUGUACCCUUAUCUUCCGGAGUGUCAAGGAAUCAAAUCUCUGCAAUUGACUGACAAAAGGAUAAGUAAUGUUUUCAAGUCGCAGCAGAAACUUUCGAUUGAAACCAUGCCACACUCGGUGACAUCCCUCUGUUUUUAUUAUCCCCGAUUGUGUAUGAAGCCCGAAGAAGCUCAAUUUGUAAGACUGUCAGACGAGAACGGAAGACCAUUGCUUCUGAUAUCUCCAGUAGAGGAAAAAUCAUCUCAAUCUCUCGUGAAAAAUGGGUUAGGGCUAACGCGCAAAACUACAGCAUAA